GUAUAUUAAUUCAUCAAGCUCGGGUGAGAUUGAACAGUUCGUGAAACAUACCCUCAAGUCAUUCAACGGAAAAUGUCUGGUUACGAGUUGCACUACUUCAAUGUCCGUGCAAGAGGAGAGGUUGGUCGUCUCGCUUUGUCAGCUGCGAAUUUCGAAUUCAAGGAUCUACGCCAUACUCGCGAACAAUGGCUCGAAAUCAAAGCUUCUGGAAAGCCUCCGCUCGGCCAAAUGCCAUUUAUUGUGACUCCUGAAGGAAAAACACUAGCGCAGUCUGAUGCAAUUUUGAAGUACAUUUGCAAAAAGGGAGGCUUGAGUCCAACCGAUCCCUGGGAUGAAGCAGUAGCGGACCAGAUCUGCGGUGGUGUCGACGAUCUUCGUCUUGCAGUAGUUAAGGCCCACUUUGAAAAAGAUGAGGCUAAAAAGGAAGAACUAAGGAAAGAAUUCCUGGAAACCACGCUGCCCGCCCGACUUGCAAAUUACGAUGCUCUUCUGAAAGGAACAUAUUUCAUGGGUGAUAAAUUGACCUAUGCCGACAUUACCUUCUUCGACUUCUUUAACGGCUUCAUGAACAAUGGAGCACCUACCGUCCCGGAUUGUCUCAGCAAAUUUCCAAGGCUGGUGGCGCAUUAUGAGAAAGUGCUGGAAAAUGCAGGAAUAAAGGCUUGGGUGGAGAGGCGCCCUAAGACUGACUUCUAAGCAAUUUAUCUGUGAUUGUGAAAGCAGAAUGCUUGAUUCUCAAAUGUUAAUCAAUGAAAUAAAUUGCUGAAAAAGUUA
This is a messenger RNA of Pocillopora damicornis (cauliflower coral), 774 nucleotides long. RefSeq names its product glutathione S-transferase. Gene Ontology annotation, biological process: glutathione metabolic process. Lineage: Eukaryota; Metazoa; Cnidaria; Anthozoa; Scleractinia; Pocilloporidae. The record is from RefSeq and is a predicted model, not a curated record. Gene Ontology annotation, molecular function: glutathione transferase activity.